Molecule: messenger RNA, 2799 nt
Organism: Melitaea cinxia (Glanville fritillary)
Lineage: Eukaryota; Metazoa; Arthropoda; Insecta; Lepidoptera; Nymphalidae
Product: aromatic-L-amino-acid decarboxylase-like
Exons: 5
Coding region: 128-1636 (502 amino acids)
Biological process (GO): amino acid metabolic process; catecholamine metabolic process
Molecular function (GO): aromatic-L-amino-acid decarboxylase activity; pyridoxal phosphate binding
Source: RefSeq, a predicted model, not a curated record
GUCUCAGCAAACGUAACUUGGACACGAAGUCCCUUUAUAUAAGACAUCGCUUAAAAUUCUUUUAAUUAAACAUUUAUUAAGAUACGUUGUAAUAGAUUCGUGAUCAGUUUGUCGAGUGCAGUGCAUUAUGGAUUCCGAGCAAUUUCGCGAGUGUGCGAAAGCGACGAUAGAGAUGUUAAUAGAUUAUUAUGAAAAUAUAAGAAACAGAAACGUUUUACCUUCAGUAGAACCUGGUUUUCUUUUGAAAUUGUUGCCUGAAAAUGCGCCUGAAGAACCAGAGGAUUGGAAAACUGUUCUCAAUGAUUUCUCUGAAAAAAUUAUGCCCGGUGUAACACAUUGGCACUCUCCUCAUUUCCAUGCUUUUUACCCUACUGGUUGUUCAUAUCCUAGUAUUAUUGGAAACAUUCUCAGCGAUGGUUUAGGAGUUAUAGGACUCACUUGGAUGGCGAGUCCAGCGUGCACUGAACUAGAAGUUGUAACCAUGAAUUGGUUUGGAAAACUACUAGGUUUACCGGAAGUGUUUCUGAACUGUUCGGAUGGUCCUGGAGGCGGAGUUAUUCAAGGAUCUGCAAGUGAAGCGACGCUUGUUGCUUUGUUAGCUGCUAAAGACAAAAUGAUUCGAAGACUCACGCGUAUAAAUCCAAGUUUAGAUCACGAUACAUUGAAAAAUAAGUUUGUCGCAUAUACAUCCGAUCAAUGUAAUUCAUCUGUAGAAAAGGCAGGAGUCCUCGGAUCUAUGAAAAUGAGGCUCAUAAAAAGUGAUAGUAAUGGUAAAUUACGCGGAGAAACAUUAAAAAAGGCUUUUGAGGAAGAUAAGGCUCAGGGUCUAAUACCAUGCUAUGUUGUCGCAAAUUUGGGUACUACAGGAACAUGCGCUUUUGACCCUUUGUGUGAACUAGGACCAGUAUGCAAUGAAGAAAAUGUUUGGUUGCAUGUUGACGCUGCAUAUGCUGGAGCAGCAUUUAUAUGUCCGGAGUAUAGAUAUUUGAUGAAAGGCGUCGAAUAUGUAGAUUCUUUUGAUGUCAACGUCCAUAAGUGGCUUCUUGUAAAUUUUGAUUGUUCAGCUAUGUGGGUAAAGGAUUGUUAUGAUUUAAUUUAUGCUUUCGACGUUCAACGUGUUUAUCUCGAUGAUGUAAACACAUCAAUAAAAAUACCAGAUUACAGACAUUGGCAAAUGCCAUUGGGCCGAAGGUUUAGAUCGCUUAAAUUGUGGACGGUUAUGAAAAUGUAUGGUGCUGAAGGUCUUAGAAAACACAUUAGGGAUCAAAUAGGUUUAGCACAAUAUUUUGCCAAUUUAGUACGUUCAGAUGAUAGAUUCAUUGUGGAACCAGAACCUUCAAUGGGGUUAGUUUGCUUCAGACUUCGAGACGGAGUUCAUAACACGAAAAAACUAUUGCAAAAUUUAGUAGAAAAGAAAGUGUUAUUUAUGGUCCCUUGUACCUACAGAAGUCGAUACGUUAUACGAUACGUGAUAACCUCGAGACUCACUACAAAAGAAGACAUAGAAACAAGUUGGAAUAUUAUUAAAGAUGAAACGAAUCUUUUAAUAAAUCCGGACAAAAUAAACUCCAAAGCAAAAUCAAUUUCUACUAUCGAUCAUUUAAAUAGUAUAAGUAUUUGUGAAAAAUCGAAGUAAAAUUAGAGACAAUAUUAAGGGUCUCUUUUACCGGUUGUGGAUACAGUUUAUCCUGAAACACGUAGUAAAAUUACGAAUAGAAUUUAACAAUAGAAAGUAAAAUAAGCCUUUAAGAUCUGUUUCGCUUCUAUUAGUAACAAGUAGUAGUACAACUUUUAUCGAACAUCAAAUAAAUAUGCCCAGUGCAAUUCGAUGGUGAAAAAAAUAAAUAAAUGUGUGUUAAGCUUUUAUCUGUUGGAUACCGUCAUCCGUCAACAAGCUUUAACAAAAACCGGUGAAACAGGCCCUUAAUGGUUAAAACACGUCUGGAUAGUACAAGAAAUUUAAAAGAAUUAAUGUUACAUACAAUAUAAAAAUAAUGUAAGUGUACAUUUUAAGAUGGUUUUGUUUUUGACACCUUCAUGCCUUUUGAAAUAGCAUAGCUUAUUGCAGAUAUAUAAUAUUUUCGCCAACCUUACGAUAAUAAAUUUAACACACAUUAUGUUUUAAAUAAUAAUAUGAAUGUAUUAUUUUUAAAUUGGGUCCACUAAUUUUAUUUAUUUAUUCUGACUUUUAAUUGAUAUUUUUAUAAAUGACAUUAUUCGCUUCAUGUUUGUAAUGUAGUAAUUUGUUAGGACUAACACGCAAAUGACGGAAGUUGAGUAGUGGUAUUUAUAAGUGAUUUUCAAACAUAAAAAUAUACCAUCAUAAACAAUCAACCAUCACAACAUCACAAUGAAAACACAACCAUCACAAAUGAAAAAAAAAUUAUCAGCUCCACAAACUGUUUCAUCAUCAAAUAUCCUACAUUUUUGUUCAUUUUUGACUAUAUACAACGUAAAGAGUUAAAUGGUUAAUAGAUCGGACGGCACAUCAAACUGUUUACAGUUAUUAAAUAUACCCUUAUAAGUCACUUUACACUUACUUUAGUUUACUUUCAAAAUUGUAAUUUCAUUUAUUCAGAAUCAAAAAUUCGAUAAUGUGCAUACCAGAUGGUUACAAAAAUAGAUAUAUCCUCUCUCUACUUAAGUUAAUAAAUCUUAUUUAAAUAGUGUACUUAAAUAAUAGGGCUUAACAUCUAUCUAUAAAAGAUAAUUUAGCUGCUCAUAUUGUAAGUUUAUUUAAAUAAACAAAUAUGUAAGGAAGGAAAUAACAAUAAAUGAUUAUGACAAUGUUAAAAAAAA